AUGAAGAAAGAAAGAUACAGAAAAAGAGCAGCUUCCACGUCACACGGUUCCAUAUCGGUGAUAGGGAAGCGGAGGAUGAUGGAGGACGCCGUGAAGAUAGUACCGGGAUUUAUGGGAAGCUAUGACUUUUUCGCAGUCUAUGAUGGUCACGGCGGAGCUACGGUGGCCAACGCUUGCCGCGAGAGGAUGCACUUGGUGGUGGCGGAGCAAGUAAUGAAGGAGGGAGCAGGUCAGAAGAGAGGAUUGGUGGAUUGGCGUGAAGUGAUGUGCUCGUCCUUCAUGAGAAUGGAUCGUGAAGUCGUCGGAGAAGAUGGCACGGUUGGUUCCACGGCGGUGGUGGUAGUUGUCAGCAGUGACCACCUGCUUGUCGCCAAUUGUGGAGAUUCUAGAGCUGUACUUUGUCGUGGAGGAGUCGCCUUCCCACUUUCAAAGGAUCAUAAGCCAAAUCGACCAGAUGAAAGAGAGAGGGUGGAAAAAGCCGGAGGAACAGUGAUAAGUUGGAACGGGGAUCGUCUUGGAAUACUCGCUACUUCAAGAUCCAUAGGCGAUCAUUGUAUGAAGCCAUAUGUGGUAUCAGAGCCAGAAGUAAAGGUAUAUGAAAGAACAGAGAGGGAUGAGUUUAUGGUAAUAGCGAGCGAUGGGCUAUGGGAUGUGAUAUCCAACAAGUUGGCUUGCGAGGUGGUGAGGAGGAUUUUCAAGAUGGGGUUCGUUAAAAAUGGGGCAGCAGAAGCUGCAGCAUUAUUAGCAGAAUUGGCUAUGGCUCGAGGAAGCAGGGACAAUAUUAGCGUUAUUGUAGUCCGGCUUAAGUAGCUUAAAGUUAUAUAUAUUGA
Neltuma alba is the source of this 830-nucleotide messenger RNA. RefSeq names its product protein phosphatase 2C 51-like. NCBI's taxonomy places the organism in Eukaryota, Viridiplantae, Streptophyta, Magnoliopsida, Fabales, Fabaceae. Gene Ontology annotation, molecular function: protein serine/threonine phosphatase activity; cation binding. Gene Ontology annotation, biological process: protein dephosphorylation. The record is from RefSeq and is a predicted model, not a curated record.